AUGGACAAUCAAACCACUACCGUCUCUCUCCUUUUUUCCACUAUGAUUCAUAUGAUAAUCAUUCAACUUAAUCCUAACAACUAUUUACUAUGGAAGAAUCAUAUUUAUUUGAUUCCCAAAGGUCAAAAUCUCUUUGGUUAUCUUGAUGGCUCCAUCAAACCUCCCUCUACUCUGGUAACAAACGAUCAAGGCGAGAUGGUUUCGAAUCCAAAAUACUUGGAAUUGUAUCAACAAGAUCAAAUAAUUCUCAGCCUUCUAAAUUAUUCUCUCACAGAAGAAGCAAUGGCAGAAGUCCUUGAAUGCCAGAUAACAAAGGAAACGUGGCUAGCAUAUGAAUAUGCAUAUGGUGACGAUUCUCCCUCUCGUGAAUUGGCAACUCGAGACCUAUUGGAAAAACUAAGCAAGGGUCAAAAUUUAGUGUGUGAAUACGGUAAGCAAUUUUGA
Messenger RNA from Lactuca virosa, 444 nucleotides. The record is from the annotation of a GenBank genome assembly. NCBI's taxonomy places the organism in Eukaryota, Viridiplantae, Streptophyta, Magnoliopsida, Asterales, Asteraceae.